AUGCAGGCCCCGUUCAUCCGCUUUGUUCCAGGCGACAAACCUCCUCGUGCAGAGUGCAUCGAGAACGGCUGCACCAUCAAGAACGUAGCUCAAGCGUGCGGCCACAAGCGAUGCAAGAGGCACUGCCUCCUCCAAGCUGCACCGUGCGGCCAGUCAGGGCAUGAUGUGGCAAGACGGGCAGGAACACUUACCGCCAUCCCGCAGCCGCUCGAUCCAUCCAAUCUAGCACACCCACCACCAGUCAUUCCACUGCUCCCCGUUGCCGCCAUUUCGCUCACGCCGCCGUCAACCAACCCUUCCAACACGGCAGUUUCUGAGGACAUGGCUGCAGGCUCUCAAGACCCUCCCUCUCGCAACUUCCGCAUACCGAUGCCAAGUAGCUUCCAGGCCGACUGGGAUGCACGGACGCAAGCUCAGAACACCAAGCGGCAAGCAGAGGAAGAGCGCCGCAAGCAUCUUGCGCUCCUCAAGCAGGAGUAUACGGUGAACAUCUGGGUCCAGAAUGGCCAAGCCCCCAACGUGCACAACCGCCAAGGCUCUCCUACAUGGCCGACAGUCACCUUGGCAUCUCUGACGGACAUCGUAGGGCCCUUGGGCCUCACUCCCUCCACGGCUAUCGAACGCUACCAUAUCCCGUCUCGCACCUGGAGACGCGAGCAGGUCCAGACGGUCAUCAAGGCCACUAAUCAGGACAACCUUCUGUUCCGCCUGGUUGGGGUCACGGAUUGCCGCGGCCUUGACCAGUUUUGCAUUUUGGCCGGUCAGCGCACGCAGCUCACAACUACAUCACUCAUGUCUCUGGUCUCUGCCACGUCUGCCAUGUCUAUCACCCCGGCCGACAACACCCCCACCACUCUCAUCCCAACUACGUCAGCAAUGUCUAUCACGCCUGCAGACAGCAUCCCUGCCGUGUUAGCUCCACCAUAUGAGCACCCCAUCACGACGCAAAGCAGUCCGUCACCGUCACCACCCCCCUUCCUGGAGCCGCCUCCUCCCCCGUCAUUUCCAGCUACACAGGCUGCUGUCUUGUAUACAGCCAAUCUCCCCUCUGAACACGCUGCUACUGACUCAGCUCCUGGUCCUGACGAUCUGGAUUAUCUAUGGCUCACGGGGACUGUCUACACUCCACCGCUCGAUAAGAAAGCCUGGCCGGCAGGGAUCUACGCUCGCGAUAUGGCACAAGCAUUCUCCAUGCUGGGCAACACUGGGGACGACACCGGCCUCAAGGAACGCUUCGAGUACGUCUUCCGAGGACGUCCGUUCAAGUCUGCCACAUACCACGCGCAGCGUUUCGCGUGGAUUCACUCCACUCAGGAACAGCGCGAGUGGGUCAUGGGGCUGCCCCGCACGAAGGAAGGGCUGUGGACGAACUGUCGUAGGAAGCUCACCGGGUGGAAGCAACUUCCAGCCCACCAGUAG
Molecule: messenger RNA, 1419 nt
Organism: Trametes versicolor FP-101664 SS1
Lineage: Eukaryota; Fungi; Basidiomycota; Agaricomycetes; Polyporales; Polyporaceae
Exons: 3
Coding region: 1-1419 (472 amino acids)
Source: RefSeq, a predicted model, not a curated record